AUGUCAAAGAAGACUGCCCAAUCCAUGAGAUGGCAUGCAGAAGAGCGUGUUGUUGAUCCUAACUUCAUGAGACAUCCAGCUGAUUCCACUGUAUGGAAAGACUUCGAUGACAAACAUGCUUUGUUUGCCCAGGAUCCUCGUAAUGUCAGACUUGGUCUAGCGAGUGAUGGGUUCAACCCAUUCAAUAAUAUGAGCAAACCGUACAGCAUUUGGCCAGUACUACUUGUGCCUUACAACUUGCCCCCUUGGUUAUGCAUGAAAGAUCCAUACGUAUUGAUGUCAUUAUUAAUCCCUGGACCAAAGGCACCGGAAAAUGAUAUUGACGUGUUCUUGCGUCCCUUAAUAGAUGAGUUGACUGAAUUAUGGGAAGAGGGAAUUCAUACAUAUGACGCUUACAAGCGAGAAUCGUUUCAAUUAAGGGCAGCAUUACUUUGGAUCAUUAAUGACUUUCCUACAUACGCUAAUCUUUCUGGUUGGAGCACGAAGGGUAAGUUCGCAUGCCCUACAUGUACCUCUGAAACAGAUUCACUUUGGCUUGUGCAUGGUCGGAAACAUUGUUAUAUGGGCCAUCGUCGGUGGUUGGUGCGAGAUCACAGUUGGAGAAGGAAAAAGUCAGCUUUUAAUGGUAAGGAGGAACACCGUCUGCAACCGAAUAUUAUAACGGGACAAGCAUUAAUGGAGCAAUUACAUGAGGUCUCGAAUGUGCAGUUUGGUAAAUCAGCAAAGAAGCGAAAACGUGCGCCCAAUGAACUGAAUUGGACCAAGAAGAGUAUCUUCUUUGAACUUCCAUACUGGAGUUUUUGUGCCCGGUUGUCAGAAGUUAAAUUUCCUGAUGGCUUUGCCUCAAAUAUUGCCCGGUGUGUCAACGUUACUGAAGGAAAAAUAAUGGGAAUGAAGAGCCAUGAUUGUCAUAUCUUCAUGCAAUAUUUGUUGCCGAUUGUUAUUGGUGGGUACCUACGACCUGAUGUGCGUCGCUGUUUAUUAGAGUUGAGUUCAUUUUUCAAAGAAUUAUGUUCACGAGCACUCGACAUAACAGUCUUGAAACGGCUUCAAGCUAAUAUUCCCAUCAUUCUUUGCAAACUGGAAAUGAUAUUUCCACCUACAUUUUUCGAUAUCAUGGUGCAUCUCGCUAUUCAUCUACCAAAUGAGGCUUUGCUAGCAGGACCUGUCCAGUACAGGUGGAUGUACCCUUUUGAGAGGUAUAUGGGUAAGUUCAAACGGUAUGUCCGCAACAGAGCCCAUCCAGAAGGCUCAAUUGCUGAGGCAUAUUUGCAUGUCGAGUGCCUGACAUUUUGCUCCAUGUACCUUAAUGAUAUCGAGACGAGACAUAAUCGAGAGGAACGAAACACUGACACUGUUGGCCUGGGCCCCGUGGAUCCAAGUUUAUCGGUUUUUGUUCAAAAGAUUGCCGAGUUGCAUGCGAAGAGUCCCCCCACUGUGACCGAUGACAUAUUUGCAUUAGCGUGUGGUCCAGAUCCACUUGUCGCAUCCUAUGCCGGUUGUAUAAUGAAUGGAAUUCGGUUUCACACGAAACAGCUCGAAGGGCGUCGCCGCACCCAAAAUAGUGGGGUUGUUGUUCAUGGCGAACAUAUCGGAUUUCCUAUGGACUUUUACGGUGUGUUGCAAGAUAUCAUAGAAUUACGCUACAUGGGUUGGCACUUGCAUGAGGAUUACAUUGAUGAUGAUGAUGAGUCUGACACUAUUGAAGCAGAAGACGAGAGUGACACUGAUGUUAGGCACUAUGCAUCUGUUAAUGAAACUAGCCCGGAGAGGCUCAAUCCACUGACCCGCGGCGAUUCUGACCAGUUGCUCAUUGAUCCGAAUACCAUGUCACAUGCACAAGUGCAUGGAGAUCCCGACGAUGAUGACCACAUUGAUGUUGAAGCUGAAAACGAAGGUUUUCGGAUGGAGAACAUAGCGGAUGUUGUGGAGGGUGAUGGUACUGAUUGA
Messenger RNA from Carya illinoinensis, 1950 nucleotides. RefSeq lists its product as uncharacterized. Bases 1 to 1950 code for a protein of 649 amino acids. The record is from RefSeq and is a predicted model, not a curated record. The transcript has 4 exons. NCBI's taxonomy places the organism in Eukaryota, Viridiplantae, Streptophyta, Magnoliopsida, Fagales, Juglandaceae.